This is a messenger RNA of Aplysia californica (California sea hare), 2123 nucleotides long. Its product is annotated as oxysterol-binding protein 1. Gene Ontology annotation, cellular component: intracellular membrane-bounded organelle; cytosol; membrane. NCBI's taxonomy places the organism in Eukaryota, Metazoa, Mollusca, Gastropoda, Aplysiida, Aplysiidae. Gene Ontology annotation, molecular function: sterol binding. The record is from RefSeq and is a predicted model, not a curated record.
GUGAAUUUCAACGAGCCGCUGUCGAUGCUGCAGCGUAUCAUGGAGGAGUUUGAGUACUCGGAGAUCCUGGACCAGGCGGCCCGGUGCUCAGACUCAUGCGAGCAGAUGGCCUGGGUGGCCGCCUUCACUGUGUCGGCCUACGCCACCACGCUGUUCCGCGCCAGCAAGCCCUUCAACCCCAUGCUGGGCGAGACCUUUGAGUUUGACCGGAUGGACGACCUUGGAUGGAAGGGUAUUUCCGAGCAGGUGUCCCACCACCCUCCCAUGCUGGCAAUGCACGUGGACGGCAGGGAGUGGAGCACAUGGCAGGAGUUCACCAUGACCACCAAGUUCCGCGGACGCUACCUGCAGAUUGUGCCUAUGGGCAUCGCCCACUUGGUGUUCCACAAGUCUGGCAAUCACUACACGUGGCGUAAGGUGACCACCACGGUGAACAACAUCAUCGUGGGCAAGCUGUGGGUGGACAACCACGGGGAGAUGGACAUCACCAACCACCACAACGGGGACAAGUGUCACCUCAAGUACUCCGCCUACAGCUACUUCUCCAGGGAGAACCCUCGCAAGGUAACUGGUGUGGUCACUGACGUGUCAGGCAGUGCCAAGUGGGUCCUGACGGGCACCUGGGACAACAAGAUGGAGGGAGCCCAGAUCAUCCAUGUGGAGGAGUCCAACAAGGGCAAGCCUGUGUUUGAGACGGGCCCACACAAGACCAUGUGGAAAGUCCGGCCUCCGCCGCCCGGUGCGGAGAGGGUAUACUUCUUCAGCCAGCUGGCCACGGAGAUGAACGAGCCGGAGGAGGGCGUGGCACCGACCGACUCACGACUACGGCCAGACCAGCGGAUGAUGGAAGAUGGCCGCUGGGAUGAGGCGAACCGCAUGAAACUGAGGCUGGAGGAGAAACAGAGGGAGGUGCGGAAACAGCGAGAAGGAGAGGCAGAGCGUGCAAAGGCGGAAGGUCGGGAAAAUGAACCCUACAAGCCCACCUGGUUCCGCAAGGAGCGUGACCCGACCACCGGCGCCCUCAUCCACAUUUUCAACAAGCAGUACUGGGAGUGCAAGCAGAGGCAAGACUGGCAGCGAUGCCCGGACAUCUUCUUGUGAUCUCACGCCCCACCCCAAGCCCUCAACCCCGCCCACCCAGACCCCUGCCCCCCCAACUCCAACCCUGACCCCUGCACUUGACCCCCGACCCACCCACCUUUUGACUGCACAUUCUCUUGUUGAAGUCAGGAACCCACCCACACACCCACCCCUGCACCACCUUCCAUCAUCACAGCAGCCAUUGGGAGUUGUCUGUAUAUGCAAGCCCGCAGAAAGAGAGGGACUUGCUGUAUUUGAGGUCAGCACUUUGUGACCGACGCAUUGGGACUGUGGUUGAGCCUUAUUGGCUGAGAGAGACUCUUUCCUCCCUUUAGACAGACAUGUGAAAACAACUCUUCUUAUUUAUUGGAUAUAGUGUUAUUCUGAGAGCGAAGUGCUUGGUUUGCUGGAAAAAAAUGAAAUCAGAAUCGUGCAUAUCGAAAUAUGGGAUUCGCACGAAGGACGAGUAGUGCUGUAGCGAGAUGGGUAAGCAGUUGUGGAACAGAACUGGCGCACAGCGACGGACAUGUUGGACGAUGCUUAUGUGCAGUCUUUUCUCCGAUUUGCUGAUUUGUCGAGGUGGUGUGAAGAAAGAGUCUAUCUCUUUCUGAUGACCUGAGCUGAGCUACUCUGAGUAGGUCAUGUUGUUCUGCAUAUUUUUGCUGUCCCUCCACCCCUCCUCCCCCUCCUCCCCCCAUUGUGCGGUUUUGAUUGGAUAUGGCUGUUUCAGCCUAACAUGAUAAGGGUGUGGUCAUUGUUCCCCGUGAUUCAAAUAAUGUGUUUCUUGUGAUAGGUCUCUCCUGUGAGUUCUAAUUUAAUCAGUUUUACCUGCGUCGUCGAGGGAAUAGAGAGGAAACCUGUGGAUGGUCAGGGCGUUUGGAGGCAGUGCUUAGACUAAGAGUGCUUGUUUUGUCUGGCGUGAAUAGUGAGUGUGGGUGUACUUGCCAGACUAGGUGUAGCCUGGUCUGUAGCCUGGUCAUGAAUGAGAAGAAGAAGAAGAAGAAGAAGAAGAAGAAGAAGAAGAAGAAGAAGAAGAAGAAGAA